AUGGCGGACACCUUGCUAGUGCGAGCACUGAAAGGAAAACCAAAGACUUUGAACCUCUGUAACAAAAAGUUAAACAAAGUGCCACGGGCUAUAGGGAAAUUGGAUUGUGUUUUACAUCUUCAGCUACGUGGAAAUAAAUUGAAGGAUCUUCCAAAUGAAUUAAGUCACCUCUUUCAGUUGCAGAUCUUGAAUUUAGGCAACAACGAGUUAGAAGAUUUACCAGAAGUUCUGGAAUAUCUCACUAUGCUGGAGAAACUUCAUUUAUUUAACAACCAAAUACAGCAAUUGUCUCCUAAAGUUUUAACUAGUAUGCGGAAUCUCACAUUUCUGAAUUUGAAUUCAAAUCAGUUGAAAACUUUUCCUCCAGAAAUAUGCAGACUCACAAGUCUACAGCAUCUGAGUGUAGACUAUAACAAGUUAACAGAGUUACCAGUGGAGAUAUGUGCCUUACUACGUCUUGAAGAGUUCAGAGCUGCUGGUAAUCAGCUCACAAGUCUUCCCUUGGAGUUUGGAUUCCUGGUGAAUUUGGAAAAACUUUAUUUACAGAAAAAUAAAAUCAGGGAGCUACCAGAGAGUCUUGGUAAAUGCUACAAAUUAAGAAUAAUAGACAUUGCAGCCAAUGAGCUGAGGAUUUUUCCUACUGAGCUUGGUGAUUUGCCCUUGAAGGAAAUGUACUGUGAAGAGAAUCCAUUAUUACAACACAUCCCUGUACAUUCUGUACAGGAGGAAGAAGUCCUCUCACUCAAGGAGAUCACAGCCAGAUAUGUCAUGAGAGAAUUAAAAGACAGGUGGUCCUACCUACGCCGUGCGAUCCGCCAUUACCCACAAAUAAAGGACAUGUUAGCCCAAGCCAGCAAGUGUUCUGUGUGUGGCGAGUCUUUUCUAAAUACAUGGCUGGAAUGUGUACGCUUUGUAGAUGCCAAAUCAGACCUUCACUUGACCAAUAUCACAGGACUUGUACCUAUCAGAGCUCUGCUGUGUUCUUACAAAUGUUUUAACUCUGCUGGUCAUCAAUACUAUGGAGUUGCCUUUCCUUGAUAAGCCAUCAAUGGAAACAUAUCAUCAGUUAUGAACAGUGAACUGUUUCUUCAGAACUGAGUUGAUGUUGAAGACGUUUGACUCAACAGUUCGUGACCUGUUGGAUG
Molecule: messenger RNA, 1145 nt
Organism: Ylistrum balloti
Lineage: Eukaryota; Metazoa; Mollusca; Bivalvia; Pectinida; Pectinidae
Product: leucine-rich repeat-containing protein 69-like
Exons: 9
Coding region: 1-1038 (345 amino acids)
Molecular function (GO): protein binding
Source: RefSeq, a predicted model, not a curated record